Molecule: messenger RNA, 2605 nt
Organism: Oncorhynchus masou masou (cherry salmon)
Lineage: Eukaryota; Metazoa; Chordata; Actinopteri; Salmoniformes; Salmonidae
Product: solute carrier family 22 member 13-like
Exons: 10
Coding region: 230-2359 (709 amino acids)
Biological process (GO): transmembrane transport
Molecular function (GO): transmembrane transporter activity
Source: RefSeq, a predicted model, not a curated record
CCCCCAGGCAAUGGGGAGGAAGUCUCAUGCAGAGGACUGUGGGUUAGGUAUUUAUUCACCCCUGACCACUUUGUCGCGAUUUGUAAUGAUUAGACUUUGCUUUUACAGUACUUAUUGCGCUAACAAGACAAGAGUUCCAGAACUUUACGGGUGUAACAGUCCCUUCAGCUCCGCUGUCUGGUGAGAUAGGCGGUGAGCGGAGAGAGAGAGAGUGAAAUAGAAGAGUCCUAUGGCUCCUUUGCAGCUCGCGGUGUACUUGCGGCUCGCUCUCAUAUUCUUCUUCACGGCGUUUCUUUUCUUCCUCGAUGUCUUCACUGUCAGCAGAGCAGCCUCCUCGUGCGCUAACGUCCCCAGUCAGUUACCGACCAAGAGUCGAACCGGAGGAGAUGAAGUCUCUUCUAGUAGUGCGCGCAAACAGAACCGCACUACCGGGGAGGUGCGCGAGAUGAACGUGUCACUUAUAUCGAUAUUAUUACCGACACAGGAUGAGAUCACGCAGGGGAACGACACCGAUAGAGAUAAUGGCAAAGUGUGUUUGGAUCCAGUGGUGUUGUCGUACAGUCAGACCAUGUACAUGGCCGGCCUUCUGCUGGGAUCUCUCUUUGGAGGAUCUCUCUCUGACAGGUACGGUAAGCGAGUGGUACUGCUGGUGUGUGUGUGUGUCCAUGCUGUGGCUGCUGUGCUGCCGGCAGUCCUUCCUCACGCCAUCCUCUUCCUCACCCUGCGCUGUCUGGCCGGGGUCUCCUGCUGCUGUAUCAAUAUCUGCAGCUUCAGCCUGGGUGUGGAAUGGAGUCUUCCCAGGUAUCGUAUUUGGCCCCCGGCCCUCCUGUCCUUCUCCUUCAGCCUGGGUAUGAUGGCGUUGGCACCACUGGCGUACCUUACACACACCUGGACACAGCUACACCUGGCACUGGCCAUACCACAGAUCCUCUGUCUGCCUCUCUACUACUCCAUUCCUGAGUCUCCUCACUGGUUGCUCCUGAAGAAGAGGCUGGACACUCUGGAGGAGUACAGGAGACACAUCCUGGGUUGUCCAUCUCGUUACUCACUGAAAGUGUGUAGAAAAAAAGAGAGGUUGUCAGGUCACCGCUGUGUUCUACCGCUGUGUUCUACCUCUGUGUUCUACCGCUGUGUUCUACCGCUGUGUUCUACCGCUGUACUCCAUGUGUUCUACCGCUCUGUUCUACCGCUGUGUUCUACCGCUGUACUCCACGUGUUCUACCGCUGUGUUCUACCGCUGUACUCCAUGUGUUCUACCGCUGUGUUCUACCGCUGUGUUCUACCAUUGUGUACUACCGCUGUGUUCUACCGCUGUGUUCUACAGCUGUGUUCUACCGCUGUGUUCUACCGCUGUGUUCUACAGCCACCGCUGUGUUCUACCGCUGUGUACUACCGCUGUGUACUACCGCUGUACUCCAUGUGUUCUACCGCUGUGUUCUACCGCUGUGUACUACCGCUGUACUCCAUGUGUUCUACCGCUGUGUUCUACCGCUGUGUACUACCGCUGUACUCCAUGUGUUCUACCGCUGUGUUCUACCUCUGUGUUCUAACGCUGUACUCCAUUUGUUCUACCGCUGUACUCCAUGUGUUCUACCGCUGCUGUCUCUCCCCACUGUGUAUGAUGCUGUCUCUCCCCACUGUGUAUGAUGCUGUCUCUCCCCACUGUGUAUGUGUGUGUGUUAGGCUAACGUCAGCCCUGACGUACUACGGUAUCUGUCUGAAUGUCGGGCGUUUCGGGGUGGAUGUCUUCCUGUCUCAGUUCUUCAGCGGCCUAUCAGAGGCACCCUGCUUGCUCGUCCCAUUCCUAUUGGCCCGCUGUGGCAGACGCCCAAUCAGCAUGCUGUCCCUGCUCCUCAGUGGCUCUUUCUGCCUGCUGUCCCUGCUCGCAUCACGCUUCUACGCUGUCCCAGGGUUGGUGAUGGCUCUGGCCCUGGUGGGGAAGCUGUGUAUGCAGACCAGUGUGUUUGUGUGUAUACUCUACGGCAUCGAGCUCUUCCCUACGCUCAUCAGACAGAAGUGUGUGGGCUUGGUGUGUCUGUGUUACAGAGUGGGGUGUAUCCUCAAUGCGGUAAUCAGUCCUAGAGGAGAAACCAUCCCAUUGGCCGCUAUGAUUCUUUAUGGGAGUGGCCCCAUUGUCGGAGCGGGACUGUGUCUGUUGCUACCGGAGACCAGCGGUGUGCCGCUCCCUGAUUCGCUGGAGGACUGUGACAGACAACCCAGGCUUCACCUCCCAUUAGCCUGGUCAUCAUGCUUCACAAGGCGCUCAGUGGACACCCCAGCUGACAAGGCCUGUCCGUUCCUGGGAGACACAGACCCCGAGAAACCCUCCCACCACCCACAGGAACCCAACUCAAAUUAAAACACUCUGCACACACACACACACACACACACACGCUGUUGAUACAUGUAUUUAAAAGGUCCAUGGAGCACUGAGAUACUAGCCGAACAGUUUCCAAUAAGUUCUAAUCAUUUUUUUUUUGUCACGUUGUGCCCAAAUGAACAUGACCCUGGUUUUACUGUUUAAACCUUAAAUCUGUGUGAUCUGGUCUGUCCCAGCCUGUGGAGAACAUUCUUAGCUCCCUAUAAAAAUCUGCAUUCUCCUUUG